AUGUCAAGAAGAGUGGUUAUCACAGGAUUGGGCUGUGUAACGCCGUUGGGAAGAUCAUUAAGUGAGUCAUGGGGGAAUCUGCUCUCUUCCAAAAAUGGACUCACACCAAUCACAUCUUUGCCCAACUAUAAUGAGGACUACAAACUCAGAGAAAAAAGUAUCCCAUCAACGAUAACAGUGGGGAAGAUUCCAGAGAAUUUUCAAAACGAAAAUUCAGCCAUCAAUAAACUGCUGUUCACUAGCCAGGAUGAGAGAAGAACCUCAAGCUUUAUCAAGCUAGCACUACGUACAACUUAUGAAGCGCUUCACAAUGCUGGUCUCUUGAACCCAAAUGAUAUAACCAUCAAUACAUCUCUGUGCAAUCUGGAUCACUUUGGUUGCCUGAUAGGUUCUGGUAUAGGAUCCAUUCAAGACAUAUACCAAACUUCUCUACAAUUCCAUAACGACAAUAAAAGAAUAAAUCCAUAUUUCGUCCCUAAAAUCCUUACAAAUAUGGCAGCUGGUAAUGUUUCCAUCAAGUUUAACCUUAGAGGAUUAUCCCAUAGUGUUUCCACAGCAUGCGCAACAGGUAAUAACUCCAUUGGCGAUGCAUUCAAUUUUAUUCGGUUAGGCAUGCAAGACAUCUGUGUCGCCGGUGCAAGUGAAACGAGUUUGCAUCCGUUAAGUUUAGCAGGUUUCAUCAGAGCAAAGUCGAUUACUACAAACGGGAUCUCUAGACCCUUUGAUACACAACGUUCUGGAUUCGUACUUGGUGAAGGAUGCGGAAUGAUUGUCAUGGAAUCGCUAGAACAUGCUCAAAAGAGAAAUGCAAACAUAAUUUCUGAGCUCGUGGGCUAUGGUUUAAGCAGUGAUGCCUGCCAUAUUACCUCCCCUCCUGCUGAUGGAAAUGGUGCCAAAAGAGCAAUAGAGAUGGCUCUAAAAAUGGCUAGAUUAGAACCAACUGAUGUUGACUACGUCAAUGCACAUGCUACAUCAACUUUACUAGGCGAUAAAGCAGAGUGUCUGGCAGUAGCCUCAGCACUCUUACCAGGAAGAUCCAAAAGCAAGCCACUGUACAUAUCCAGUAACAAAGGUGCAAUUGGCCAUCUUUUAGGUGCAGCUGGCGCCGUAGAAAGUAUAUUUACAAUUUGUUCCUUGAAGGAUGAUAAGAUGCCGCAUACCUUAAACCUGGACAAUGUUCUGACUCUAGAAAAUAACGAGGCCGAUAAGCUACAUUUCAUAAGAGACAAACCUAUUGUGGGAGCUAAUCCGAAGUACGCAUUAUGCAACAGCUUCGGAUUUGGAGGAGUUAACACAUCUCUUCUCUUCAAGAAAUGGGAAGGGAGUUAA
Saccharomyces cerevisiae S288C is the source of this 1329-nucleotide messenger RNA. It is a transcript of the gene CEM1, whose product is annotated as fatty acid synthase CEM1. Gene Ontology annotation, biological process: fatty acid biosynthetic process. Gene Ontology annotation, molecular function: acyltransferase activity; 3-oxoacyl-[acyl-carrier-protein] synthase activity. NCBI's taxonomy places the organism in Eukaryota, Fungi, Ascomycota, Saccharomycetes, Saccharomycetales, Saccharomycetaceae. The record is from RefSeq and is marked reviewed. The transcript has a single exon. Gene Ontology annotation, cellular component: mitochondrion. The coding region runs from base 1 to 1329 and encodes 442 amino acids.